Molecule: messenger RNA, 754 nt
Organism: Perkinsus marinus ATCC 50983
Lineage: Eukaryota; Perkinsozoa; Perkinsida; Perkinsidae
Exons: 1
Coding region: 1-723 (240 amino acids)
Source: RefSeq, a predicted model, not a curated record
AUGCUAUACUCAAGCUCUGCUCACGGGCGUUCACUGCAACGACUGAUGAGCAACUCGGGUGUCUAUCCAGGUCCUACAGUGCUCAUCAUCAAGGACACUGCGGGCCGUGUGUGGGGAGCAGCUACGGGCAAUACCUUGGACUGGUCUAAGAACACGAUUGUCCCUAGUGGGACUGAGCAUGGUGGAUACGAGCUUUUCAACAAGAUCGCGGUCACGACAACCCUAUUCCAAUUGGAGCCCGAGGUCCGAGUCAUCAGAGGGCGCACGCGGUCCAGUGCGGACAACUAUGUCUAUGUGAACGCUAAGAACAAGCUGCGAGAGAAGGGCCUCGGAUUCGGUGGCAGGAGUGGUGGGGAGGGCGACUGUCGUGUGUGGAUUAACGAGGACCUGACCAAGGCCAGUGUGAUGAGUUACGAUGCCACUUAUGAUGCUGGACAGAUCCUUAGUGCUGUCAGUGAUGAUGACGAUGAUGACAGUUUGAGAGAGUCGGACAUUAGUGACAUUGCAGUCCUGGGUGGAGGCGGCGCUGGUGCGUUGAAGAUGCGCGAUGAGCAGAUGGAGAGGGACAGGCAGGCGAAGGAUGACUCUAGGAAGGUUGAUCUGAAGCGUUUCAUGAAGGUCACUGAGUUCGACAAGGAACAGUUGCUUUCUAAUACCUUUGGGGCUACCGCUGACGCCCGAGCCGCCAUUCGAGAGCAGCGUGGUGAAAAUGACGGCCAUUGAUUCUUAAAAAUUAUGAUGAUAGUUCGCCUGG